Mandrillus leucophaeus (drill) is the source of this 3324-nucleotide messenger RNA. RefSeq names its product tripartite motif-containing protein 7. Bases 276 to 2093 code for a protein of 605 amino acids. NCBI's taxonomy places the organism in Eukaryota, Metazoa, Chordata, Mammalia, Primates, Cercopithecidae. The transcript is spliced from 7 exons. The record is from RefSeq and is a predicted model, not a curated record. Gene Ontology annotation, molecular function: zinc ion binding; protein binding.
GUAGGGCACACCCUGAGGGUAGCGAGAGACGUGACAGGACCGAGCAGUUGGGGGCUGCAGCCUGGUCUGUCCCCACCGAUCCCAGAGAGAGGCUGAGUCUGGAUGUGGGCGUUCGCACCCUGAGAGAGCGGAUCAAAGCUGCCCUGCGGGGCCGAGGAGGAAGAGCAAGGUUGAGGACCGCCUCGGCUCACCAGAGUAGUCUGGAGCAGGCCUGCAGGCGCGUCCCCGCUCCGCAGCUCCAAGCUGAGGUAACUACACCUGCCGCAGGCAUUAAGAUGGCUGGUUAUGCCCCUACUCCCAGCCCCAUGCAGACCCUUCAGGAGGAAGCGGUGUGUGCCAUCUGCUUGGAUUACUUCAAGGACCCCGUGUCCAUCAGCUGUGGGCACAACUUCUGCCGAGGGUGUGUGACCCAGCUGUGGGGUAAGGAGGACGAGGAGGACCAGAACGAGGAGGAAGAUGAAUGGGAGGAGGAGGAGGACGGGGAAGCGGUGGGGGCCGUGGAUGGACGGGACGGCUGCAUUCGAGAGGUGUUGUAUCGAGGGAAUGCUGACGAAGAGUUGUUCCAAGACCAAGAGGACGGUGAACUCUGGCUCGGUGACAGUGGUAUAACUAAUUGGGACAACGCAGACCAUAUGUGGGACCAGGAGGAAGAAGAAGAAAAUCAGGACUAUUACCUAGGAGGCUUGAGACCUGACCUGAGAAUUGAUGUCUACCGAGAAGAAAUACUGGAAGCAUACGAUGAGGACGAAGAUGAAGAGCUGUAUCCUGACAUCCACCCGUCUCCUUCCUCGCCCCUUCCAGGGCAGUUCACCUGCCCCCAGUGCCGAAAGAGCUUCACACGUCGCAGCUUUCGUCCCAACUUGCAGCUGGCCAACAUGGUCCAGAUAAUUCGCCAGAUGUGCCCCACUCCUUGUCGGGGGAACCGGAGUAAUGAUCAGGGCAUGUGCUUCAAACAUCAGGAAGCCCUGAAACUCUUCUGUGAGGUGGACAAAGAGGCCAUCUGUGUGGUGUGCCGAGAAUCCAGGAGCCACAAACAGCACAGCGUGGUGCCUUUGGAGGAGGUGGUUCAGGAGUACCAGGAGCUCUUGGAGUCCAGGCUGAGGGUCUUGAAGAAGGAACUGGAGGACUAUGAGGUGUCCCGGUCCACGGAAGAGAAGGAGAGCAAGGAGCUCCUGAAGCAGAUGGCAGCGGAGCAGGAGAAGGUGGGGGCAGAGUUCCAGGCGCUGAGGGCCUUCCUAGUGGAGCAGGAGGGCCGGCUGCUAAGCCGCCUGGAGGAACUGUCCCGCGAGGUGGCACAGAAGCAGAAUGAGAAUCUGGCCCAGCUCGGUGCUGAGAUCACCCAGCUGUCCAAGCUCAGCAGCCAGAUCCAGGAGACAGCUCAAAAGCCUGACCUUGACUUUCUCCAGGAAUUCAAAAGCACGCUGAGCAGGUGUAGCAAUGUGCCUGGCCCCAAGCCAACCACAGUCUCUUCUGAGAUGAAGAAUAAAGUCUGGAAUGUUUCUCUCAAGACCUUUGUCUUAAAAGGGAUGCUGAAGAAGUUCAAAGAGGACCUUCGGGGAGAGCUGGAGAAAGAGGAGAAAGUGGAGCUCACCUUGGAUCCCGACACAGCCAACCCGCGCCUCAUCCUCUCUCUGGAUCUUAAGAGCGUGCGCCUCGGCGAGCGGGCCCAGGAGCUGCCCAACCACCCCCGCCGCUUCGACACCAACACCCGCGUCCUGGCGUCCUGCGGCUUCUCCUCGGGCCGGCAUCACUGGGAGGUGGAGGUGGGCUCUAAGGACGGCUGGGCCUUUGGUGUGGCCCGCGAGAGCGUGCGCCGAAAGGGCCUGACGCCCUUCACCCCCGAGGAGGGCGUCUGGGCCCUGCAGCUCAACGGCGGCCAGUACUGGGCCGUGACCAGCCCCGAGCGUUCGCCCCUCAGCUGCGGGCACCUGUCGCGCGUGCGGGUGGCCCUGGACCUCGAGGUGGGAGCCGUGUCCUUCUACGCCGUGGAGGACAUGCGCCACCUCUACACCUUCCGCGUCAACUUCCAGGAGCGCGUGUUCCCGCUUUUCUCUGUUUGCUCCACUGGCACCUACUUGCGAAUCUGGCCUUGAGGGACACUGCUGGGGAGCUCCUGUCUCUGGACUGCCGAUGGGAAGGGAUGUCACCUCCCCAGAGCUGCCUAGUCCGUCUUGGGUCUGCCCUCCGUGCUCCUGACUGACCCCGGCUGCCCAAGAGAGGCUGCUAUAGACACAACCCCGAGGCAGCAGAGUGAGGCUGUGGCCAACUGAGCAGGGACAGGGGCCUUGGCCUCCUGGGGGUGUUCCCUUCCUGAGGUCACACGUGGAUUUGGCCAGAGCCUUCAGGAGGUGGAGGCUGGUGAGGUCAGGAGCCCAGCUCUCCACGGGGCUUCUGCCCUGACUGGGAAGGGCUCUGGCUCCCUAAAACAAUGUCAAAGCCAGUCCUGCUGUUCUCUGUUGCCAGGGGACAGGUCUGGGCCCACCUCAACCAGGUUCCUUAUCAUGGCUGCUGCCUUCUGGACAGCUUCCAGCGCUGCCUUGAGAGGUUGUGGGACCUCUGGAUCCAGCUGGCCUGACAGGUCAGCUACUCAGGGAGGAGCCCUGUGCUCCCAGCUCAGAGGACAGUCCCGGCCAAACCUGGAAGGAGACCCUUGGCCGUCUUUGAGGGAGAAGCCCGGGACAAUGGGCAUCACAGCUCUCCAGCACUCCUUAGCCGGAGGAUACAGAGUGAUGGGUGCUUCCUGACCAAAGCAACAACCCAAAUGUGCUCCCACAAACACCUGACUCCCCCACUUUCCAGUGCCAAAGUACAAACUCUGCUUGGAGAAGGACAGCAAAGCUUCUGGAACUUUGUUCUUUUUAAUUUUUUUUUUUAAGAGACUGGGUCUUGCUAUGUUGCCCAGGCUGGUCUUGAACUCCUGGCCUCAAGUGAUCCUCUAGUCUCCAUCUCCCUAAGGGCUGGGAUUACAGGUGUGAGCUGCUGUACCCAAACUUUUUUUGUUUUGUUUUUGCUUCUGGAACUUUGAAACAUAAAACACAAGUUGGCACUUACAAUUUUAAAGAUGCAGCCAGCUCUAAAUGCACAGAGCACAAACAUGAUCCUGACAGACUGGGAAAAAUGCCAACUGCAGAGCACCCUGGUGCCAAGGCCUUCUCAGCCCAUGCCCUGAAGGGCAUUCCUCUGGCCAGCCUCAGCCCCUUGUCUACUUGUUCUCCAGCUUCUGGAUAGCUGGGCUUCUGGAAGGGUGGCAGUGGGCUGCUCCCUGCUCAGCACUGCCCUGGGAAGGGAGUGAGGGGAUGAAAAUGAAGACUGUGAGCUGUCUUU